AUGAGCGCGACGCUGGAGUUCGCCUGCUCCCGCCGGGUGUGCGGCGCCGUGGCCGCGACCUGGUUCGAAGCUCUUGCUGCUGACGGGCAGGCAGCGUUUGGCCGCGUUGCCCGCGCCCUGCAGCGCCCUGCGGAGCGCGAACUUCCUGAGGCGCAAGCCCAAGCAAAAAUAGCUGGUCCAGUGCAUUUUUGCAACAUGUUUCCUAUAGAAAGGUAUUUGUGCCGGUGUAAGGGCUUUGUUCAUACUAGAAGUCAUCCAGAGGGAUCUAUUGCCGAGAGCUAUUUAUUUGAUGAGACUCUUACGUACUGUUCUCGGCAUAUAAAGGGCGAAACUCAGUUUACUCGACAAAUUAGAAAUGAUCAAGGUUUGGGUAUGGAAACUAGUAGUACCACACCUUUCUUCAGCAACCUUGGUCGAGGAUUAGUUGGCAAGCAUUCUGUGUUAUUGGACAAUAAGACUUGGAUUCAAGCUCAUAGAUAUGUCUUGUUCAACUAUGACCACAUAGAACCUUAUUUGAACAAGCAUAAGGAAUAUCUUUCCUCAAUUGGUCUUCAAAAUAAUCGACAAAUUAGUCGUGUCCAGCAUGAGUCCUUCCAUGAGUGGUUUAAGAAGCAUGUAAGUGGUCACACGUCUCUCUUUUCUUGUGAUGUAUAUAUAUGUAGCGAGUUCCAUCCAAUUUUAAAAACACUAUAUUCACAGGUGGAAGAAAUGGGUGACAAAGUGUUAGAGGAGAUAAGUAUUUUAGCUCAGGGGCCAUUCAAAGUUGCACAACAGUUUAGUAGCUAUACUAGAAAUGGGUUACAUUUUCAUACGCAGUCCUAUGAUGAUGGUAGGCCAGUGCAAAAUAGUGGUGUAGCUCUAGUUGCACAGACUACACGUUAUGAAAAAGGAAACGCUGAUAAUAUGAUAAUAGGAAACCAAACAUUUUAUGGCAUCAUAAAGGAAAUUCUUGAGUUGAACUAUGAAAAUAAAGGAAAAAUAGUUCUCUUCAAAUGUGAUUGGGUUGACAACCGCAGGAAAGACAAGUGGGUAAAAGUUGAUCGCCUUGGGGUAACUUCUAUGAAUUUCAAACAUUUGGUCAAUACUGGUGAAAAUAUAUCAGAUGAGCCUUUUGUUUUAGCAUCACAAGAAACUCAAGUUUUCUAUGUUGAAGACCCAAUUGAUGAUGAAUGGGUUACUGUUAGCCACUACAAUCCAUGGGGCUCAUAUGCCAUGCAUGAAGCUGAAGAUGAGGAUGUAGAGACCGCUAUGCCAAUGGUUGAUCCACAUAUCUAUUCAUGUUUCCAUGAUGAUCUUCAAAGUAAUGAUUGUGCUAGAACAGACAUAGAUGGGAGAAUUGUGUAUGCUAAAAAAUUUAGAAAGUAA
Molecule: messenger RNA, 1365 nt
Organism: Triticum aestivum (bread wheat)
Lineage: Eukaryota; Viridiplantae; Streptophyta; Magnoliopsida; Poales; Poaceae
Exons: 4
Coding region: 1-1365 (454 amino acids)
Source: RefSeq, a predicted model, not a curated record